Molecule: messenger RNA, 692 nt
Organism: Etheostoma cragini (Arkansas darter)
Lineage: Eukaryota; Metazoa; Chordata; Actinopteri; Perciformes; Percidae
Gene: stx6
Product: syntaxin 6
Exons: 5
Coding region: 180-692 (170 amino acids)
Biological process (GO): Golgi vesicle transport
Cellular component (GO): membrane
Source: RefSeq, a predicted model, not a curated record
CUGGGCAUAUGUGACGUCACUUCCGCCGCUGCAUGUAAACAAAGCGGAGUCUGGCUGCGGUGUUUCAGAUGUAAACGGACUGAGUUAAAGCGGAGAAACGGACGUUAAAGUUCGGUUAGUUCGGACAGCUGGAAGUUUGAGAGAUGGAGCUCCGCUCCGACUGAGCAGGGAACAGCAACAUGUCGAUGGAGGACCCGUUCUUCGUCGUUAAAGGCGAGGUGCAGAAGGCAGUAAAUGCGGCGCAGAGCCUCCACCAGCGAUGGAGCGAGCUGCUGCAGGAAGGGGGAGGAGCCUCCAAGGAGGAAAUGGACUGGACGACCAAUGAGCUGAGGAACAGUUUACGGUCCAUCGAGUGGGACCUGGAGGACCUCGACGAGACCAUAAGCAUCGUUGAGUCCAACCCGAAGAAGUUUAACCUGGACGCAGCCGAGCUGUCGAAGAGGAAAGCUUUCAUCACAAGCACCAGACACACCGUCAAGGAAAUGAAAGAGCAGAUGUCGAGUCCAACGGCUGCUUCGGUUGACAGAAAUAACAAACAGGCUCUGCUGGGCGCCCGCGGAGCUCAGGGUCCGAGCUGGCAGGCCGGUCCUGAUAAAUACAGCCGACUGGACCGCCAGCUGCAGAGCGCCAACUCUCAGUUCAUAGAGGAGCAGCAGGUCCAGCAGCAGGUACACAGCACUGGCAGGUCCUAA